Fomitopsis serialis is the source of this 2816-nucleotide messenger RNA. RefSeq lists its product as uncharacterized. Gene Ontology annotation, molecular function: protein kinase activity. The record is from RefSeq and is a predicted model, not a curated record. Gene Ontology annotation, biological process: protein phosphorylation. Lineage: Eukaryota; Fungi; Basidiomycota; Agaricomycetes; Polyporales; Fomitopsidaceae. The transcript is spliced from 4 exons. Bases 215 to 2560 code for a protein of 781 amino acids.
CCAAUAUUACUAGCUCUGCGACAGAGACUGGUGUGGCUCGAGUGUAUGCUCAAGCGCUCAAGGUUCGUAAGGGUUAGGCCUUUGAGAUGGAACGCAAGAUCGCACAAGUCAGCCUGGAGACGUUCAUCCAAGUGUUCGUGCACGGAGCGGACAUUCCCCCGAUGUCGUCGUGGACACAUUCGACCCCGUUUGCUUUGAGGGUAAAGAGUGGCCCAUGUAUGACGAGUUGUGCAAGGUGGCAAACUCGGUCUUCGACCACGUCCCCGUCAGAGACGGUAUCCCGAGGCUGGUAGCGAAGAACACACAUCGCUGGCCUGACCCUACCGACACGCCCGACUUUGAGGAGAACACGAACCCUGACGUAACUGUCUAUCCCGAACACGACGACGCGAAGCGCGCAUAUACGAUCGAGGCGUCAGCGCUCAAAGGAAAGUCGGAGCAGAGAAUCAAGCACUGUGAAGAGAAGGAAGCUAGGACAUCGUGGCUAUGGGCAAGCCUCUUUAUCGAAGCGAAGGCCGCCGCCAACGACUCUCCGUUUGUGGUGCCGCCAGCGAUGAAGACUGGUAGGGCCGAGAAGACUGAAGCACGCACGGCAGCGACGCCUGAUGAGGCAGAGCCGGGAUCAUCAGGUCGGGCGACGGCUGAGACCGCCUCAGCAGCGUCGACGACGUUCACUCCUGCUACUCCAGAACCGAACAACACAGCCACACCGUCUUCCCUCCGUCAAGAUGCCAUCAGCAGUCAGCAGACAAUGGGGCAGAUGUGUCAGUACGUUUACAAGAUCCUGCGAAGACAGUUCCUAUCCUGUCUGUUCACGGUCUUCACCUGCCGUGACUAUGCAUGGCUACUCUACUGGGACCGGGCGGGGGUCAUUGUUUCGGAGCCGUUCAACUUUGUGCAGCAGCCGCGCUUCUUACAGAACUUCUUCUAUCGGUUCGCCUGUAUGGAUGUCAUCCAGAGAGGCGGCGACCCGACGGUCACUCGGGCGACCGAGGACGAGGUUGAGCUGAUGCACAGCCACGAUAGGUUCGACUCUGACUGGCACAGGACCCAGUUCAAGGCCACGUUAGCACCAGGCUGGCCUAUCUACAAGGUUUCCGUUCCGGACGAAGACAUAAUCUCGGCAGAUGAGCUCAAGACGGGCGUAAAAGCGCAGCGGGGCGUUUCUCAGUCGGACAACGGCCCCAAGCCUGAGCGAAAGUUCCUCGUCGGGAAGCCGUACUUCAUGAGUAGCUCGCCCACCGGAGGAGGAACAAGGGGAUACAUCGCGUAUGACGUCGCCGAACAUCGACUGGUCUUCUUCAAGGAGUAUUGGCGCGUGGACGAGCCGACCUACCAUCCGGAGGGAGAGGUUUACCUGGAGUUGCAAAAACACGGGGUGCAGUACAUAGCAACCCCGAUCGCUGCCGGCGACGUUUGCGGUGCGACCGGCGAAGCUCGUUCUACUCGUGCGCAAGCCUUCCUCGAAGGCUCGCCGCCCAAGCUCAUCCAAUAUCGUAUAAUCUUGCUGGAGAUCGGUAAACCGCUGAAAGAAUACGAGACUUCUCGCGAGUUAGUACGCGCCACGUACUGCUGUUUGACAGCACAUCAAGAUGCCUGGGAAAAGGCCGGUGUCUUGCACCGCGACAUCAGCAGCGGUAACCUGCUGCUACGCUGUGUUAUCCGUGACGGCAAGGUUGUAGGAUGGAUCGGUAUAUUGGUCGACUGGGGUUUGUGCAAGUACAAGGAUGAGUUAGGAAUGCGGAGUGUGUUGAAGACCCGUUCAGGCACAUGGCAGUUCAUCUCCGCAGUCUUGCUGGCAUUCCCGGGACACUUUGCGCACACCGUGUGGCACGACAUCGAGUCGUUCAUCCACGUCCUGCAUUGGAUGUGUCUGCGAUUCCACAUGACGGAUUAUUCGACGAACAAGAAGCAGUUGCACGACUACGUCAGCGGAGUCUACGAUGCAUCAUAUGUGUCACCCGAUGGUACUUCGGUUGGCGGUAAAGCCAAGCUGACGAUGAUGCAAGCAGGAACGGUACCGUUCAAACUCGUCGGAGGAUCUGCUGGCCGUUCCACGCCUGGUCUGCACAGGCUCUUAGCUGAUCUCGCGGUGCUCUACGGGUCACACUACAAGUCGCUGGAGCCUAAGCUGCCGACAUUACACCCGGACGUCGCACCUUCCGUGGCGCCCUCCGUCGUUUCGGAGGAAGUCGACUCGGAGCUCGAUCUCAUUCCGAUUCCGGCUAAGGGGCUGACCACAUCUCGACUACAACCAGUGGUGCAAGCGACCCCAGCGAUCUCAGUUCUUGAGGACCAUAAGGAGAUCAAGAUGGCGUUCGAGAACGUGCUGCGCCCCGAGGAAGGCCCGUGGACUGCCGAUCAAAAGAUCGGGGACAACUUCGCCCACUUCGAGACGUCCAUGGAUCAACAGAGUUGGGAUUCAAGGGAGUCCGUCAAGAGGUCUGCGGACAGUUCUGUGGACGACAGACCUAAGAAGCGCAUUAGGAGCGACAUCAGCAGCGUGUCUGUCUCGACCGCCCCGUUGUUGGGCUCGAUAGUUGAGAACGUCGAUGACUGAGGUUGAAUGGCCGCUUUUCGCGUCGAGGACUGGGUUGUCAACUCGGAUAUCCGACGUCCGUGUGUACUCGUAAGUAUCGUAUCACUUUGUUUUGUCUGUCUGUGUCUAUGUACGAUCGCCGUUGUUUGCCAACCGAUUAUUCAAACUUAGUAGAUCAUGUACCGUAUAUGUUCGACAGUAGUAUGGACAUGCGUAAUGUCAAACGUAUGUGAUUCAUGUGGUAGUCGCGCAGCCCCGAGACGACCGUAUGUGGGCC